CACCCCACCACGUCUGCGGAGUGGGUGCCGGCUCCCUCCCCGAGGGGUGGGAGCGAGGAGCUGGGAGAUGGACUUGACAAACCCCUGGAGAACGACGCCGAGGGCGUGUGGAGCCCCGACAUCGAGCAGAGCUUCCAGGAAGCCCUGGCAAUUUAUCCACCAUGUGGCCGUAGGAAGAUAAUCCUCUCUGAUGAGGGCAAGAUGUACGGGCGGAACGAGUUGAUAGCGAGGUACAUCAAACUUCGCACGGGGAAGACACGGACCAGGAAGCAGGUAUCCAGUCACAUCCAGGUUCUCGCCCGACGGAAGGCCAGGGAGAUCCAGGUGAAGCUCAAGGACCAGGCUGCCAAAGACAAAGCCCUCCAGAGCAUGGCCACCAUGUCCUCUGCUCAGAUCAUCUCACCCACAGCCUUCCAGAACAAGAUGGCUCUUCAGGGUCUCUCGAGGCCAGCUUAUCCUACUGCUGGUGGAUUCUGGCAUGGGACAAUUACAGCUCAGACAGGAGGCCAUGAGGACAUUAAGCCCUUCUCCCAGCAGAGUUAUGCCAUGCAGGCGUCAGGCCCGACCCCGAUAACAGGUUAUGAAAGCACAGCAGGACUAUCCAUGUCUCCCGGCGCCCCCCCUUGGCAAGGCAGAAGUAUUGCCAGCUCCAAGCUGCGGAUGCUGGAGUUUUCCGCCUUCCUGGAGCAACCUCAGGACUCGGAGACUUUCAACAAGCACUUGUUUGUGCACAUCGGACAGUCCAACCCGAGCUACAGCGAAGCCUAUCUGGAGUCCGUGGACAUCCGGCAGAUCUAUGACAAGUUCCCCGAAAAGAAAGGGGGCCUGAAAGAGCUGUUUGACAAAGGGCCACACAACGCUUUCUUUCUCGUCAAAUUCUGGGCGGACCUCAGUGUAAACCUGCAGGAUGACAGCAGCUUCUUCUACGGUGUGUCCAGCCAGUACGAAAGCUCUGAGAACAUGAAUAUCACCUCGUCCACCAAGGUCUGCUCUUUUGGGAAGCAGGUGGUGGAGAAAGUGGAGACGGAGUACGCUCGCUUUGAGAACGGACGAUACGUGUUUCGGAUCCACCGAUCCCCGCUGUGUGAAUACAUGAUCAAUUUCAUCCACAAGCUCAAACACCUGCCUGAGAAAUACAUGAUGAACAGCGUACUGGAAAACUUCACUAUCCUACAGGUGGUGACAAACACGGAUACUGUUGAGACCCUGCUGUGCAUAGCUUACGUCUUUGAAGUGUCCACCAGCGAGCAUGGCGCGCAGCAUCAUAUUUACAGGCUAGUCAAAGACUGACAAGAGUCGCACUGUUGGAACUUGCCAGCUCUUAGACCCUUUUGUAACGAGAGUUAAGCAACAACAACACGUAAAAACAAAAACAGAAAACGAAACAAAAGACUGCAGAAGCUGUCAAAAGCUGGAAUCUGACAAGUUGGUUGGGAACUCGGAGAAACACUGGCUGCGUCAGCGUGCGCAGGAACACUACUACUGCUGAAGAAGAUGAGCUGCGGAAGCCGAAAGGCUCCGAAAAAGUGAGGAGGAGGACCAUCCUACACUGUGGUCUCGAUACCAAAGGAGCCAAACACGGCCAACAGAAGCUGCAUGAGAGAGUUGAUGUUGGUGGUGUUCUUCAUCGUGUUUAACUAGAGCUUGUUUUAAAUGUAGAUUCUUGUACCGACAUGCAUGUGGAGGGGGUGUCGAGUUGGACUGCCUCAGAGCGCCAUCUAGUGACUUGAAUUCAUGUUGGAAAAAAGAAAAAGAAGAUUCAAGAUCCCUCUUUUUGCACAUCCACGGAUCAUAACAGAUGGUGCCAAUACUUUACAGCAUUUCAGCGAUCAUGUACAGAAUCACAUUCAUCUCUUCUUAACAAAGUUAGGAUAAACUGAAAAGUGUUGUUUGGCGUCGAUUGUCGAAUGCGUCUCGUAUUGUCUUCUUGUCCUUGAUUGGCAACAGUCUGACUCCGACUGAAGGCACAUUGUAACACUGCUAACCUGAACUUAAUGGGAUCUGUAAGCUGAAGUUGUCUGCAUACGUAAGUUGGCCUGUGUCAGAUUGAAAAACACGUGUUUCACACACAACUCCUUCUGUUGCUGGGUUUUGGUAAAGUGUGGUAUGAAUCUAAUGACAUAUAUAAUUAAAGGCAGGAUUUCUCCUGGUGAAACUACAA
Molecule: messenger RNA, 2161 nt
Organism: Xiphophorus maculatus (southern platyfish)
Lineage: Eukaryota; Metazoa; Chordata; Actinopteri; Cyprinodontiformes; Poeciliidae
Gene: tead4
Product: TEA domain transcription factor 4
Exons: 11
Biological process (GO): hippo signaling; regulation of transcription by RNA polymerase II; embryonic organ development
Cellular component (GO): transcription regulator complex
Molecular function (GO): RNA polymerase II cis-regulatory region sequence-specific DNA binding; DNA-binding transcription factor activity, RNA polymerase II-specific
Source: RefSeq, a predicted model, not a curated record